Molecule: messenger RNA, 1446 nt
Organism: Abrus precatorius (Indian licorice)
Lineage: Eukaryota; Viridiplantae; Streptophyta; Magnoliopsida; Fabales; Fabaceae
Product: probable aspartyl protease At4g16563
Exons: 1
Coding region: 1-1446 (481 amino acids)
Biological process (GO): proteolysis
Cellular component (GO): plant-type cell wall
Molecular function (GO): aspartic-type endopeptidase activity
Source: RefSeq, a predicted model, not a curated record
AUGGCUUCUCCCCUGUUACUGCUGUUGCUCAUGCUCAUGAUCCUCUGUAUGUCACAUCCAUCAUGCCAAAUGGUGCUUCUGCCACUAACUCACUCUCUUUCCAAAGCCCAAUUCAACAGUACCCACCACCUCCUCAAAUCCACCUCCACCCGUUCAGCAGCCCGAUUCCGGCACCAUCGCCAACUCUCGCUCCCACUCUCCCCAGGCAGCGACUACACUCUCUCUUUCAACCUGGGCCCCCAAGCCCAGGCCCAGCCCAUUACACUCUACAUGGACACAGGCAGCGACCUCGUCUGGUUCCCAUGCGCCCCUUUCAAAUGCAUCCUCUGCGAAGGCAAACCCAGCCUCUCUCUUUCUUCUCCCACCAACAUAUCCCAAAGUAUCGCCGUUUCGUGCAAGUCCUCUGCAUGCUCCGCAGCACACAACUCGAUCCCUUCCUCCGAUCUCUGCGCAAUGGCUCGUUGCCCUCUCGAAUCCAUUGAAACCUCCGAUUGCGCUUCUUUCUCGUGUCCACCGUUUUACUAUGCCUAUGGUGAUGGAAGCUUAAUAGCUCGUCUUUAUCGUGAUACACUUUCCCUCUCUUCUCUGUUUCUCAAAAACUUCACAUUCGGUUGCGCCCACACCACCCUCGCCGAACCCAUUGGAGUCGCCGGCUUCGGUCGCGGCUUGCUCUCUUUCCCGGCCCAGCUUGCUACUCAAGCUCCUCAGCUCGGAAACCGGUUCUCUUAUUGCUUGGUUUCUCACUCGUUCGACUCGGAACGAGUUCGCCGACCGAGUCCGCUUAUUCUUGGCCGUUAUGAUGAUAAAGAAAAGAAGGAUGGUGAUGGUGGGGAAAUGGUUGAGUUUGCGUACACGCCUAUGCUUGAAAACCCGAAGCAUCCUUAUUUCUACUGUGUUGGACUCGAUGGGAUUUCCGUGGGAAAAAGAACAAUACCGGCGCCGGAAAUGCUGAGGAGAGUGAACCGAAGAGGCGACGGCGGCGUGGUGGUGGAUUCCGGCACGACGUUCACGAUGUUGCCAGCAGGGUUUUACGACUCGGUGGUGGCUGAGUUCGACGGCCGAGUCGGGCGAGAGAACGAGCGGGCGCGUCGAGUUGAGGAGAAAACGGGACUCGCGCCGUGCUAUUAUUUGAACGCGAUGGUGAAAGUGCCGGCGGUGACGCUGCGUUUCGCGGGAGGAAAUUCCAGUGUGGUGCUGCCUAGGAAAAACUUUUUUUACGAGUUUUUGGACGGUGGUGAUGGAACGAGAAGGAAGCGGAGAGUGGGCUGUUUGAUGCUGAUGAACGGUGGAGAUGAGGCUGAGUUGAGCGGUGGGCCCGGGGCCACUCUUGGGAAUUACCAGCAGCAGGGAUUUGAAGUUGUGUAUGACCUGGAAGAGAAGCGCGUGGGUUUCGCCAGGAGGCAGUGCGCGUCGCUUUGGGAUAAACUCAAUCGCGACAAAAACUAG